GGAUAUGAGCAUCUCAAACACAACUAUGGAUGAGUUCAGGCAACAUCUACAGGCCACUGGGGUAUCUUUAGGUGGUGUUGAUCUCACAGUCCGGGUGCUCACAACAGGGUACUGGCCCACUCAGUCAGCCACACCAAAGUGCAACAUCCCACCAGCACCAAGACACGCUUUUGAGAUAUUCAGAAGGUUUUACUUGGCCAAACACAGUGGCCGACAGCUCACACUCCAGCAUCACAUGGGCUCUGCAGACCUCAAUGCCACCUUCUAUGGACCAGUUAAAAAGGAAGAUGGAUCUGAAGUUGGCGUUGGAGGCGCACAAGUAACUGGCUCUAAUACACGGAAGCAUAUAUUGCAAGUCUCCACUUUCCAGAUGACCAUAUUAAUGCUCUUCAAUAAUAGAGAAAAAUACACGUUUGAGGAAAUUCAACAGGAGACCGAUAUCCCUGAAAGAGAACUUGUUAGAGCCCUGCAAUCCCUCGCCUGUGGUAAACCAACACAGCGGGUCCUCACCAAGGAGCCCAAGUCAAAGGAGAUAGAAAAUGGUCACAUAUUUACAGUUAAUGAUCAGUUCACGUCCAAACUACACAGAGUCAAGAUUCAAACAGUUGCUGCCAAGCAAGGUGAAUCUGACCCGGAAAGGAAAGAAACAAGGCAGAAAGUGGACGACGACAGAAAACACGAGAUAGAAGCUGCUAUAGUGCGGAUAAUGAAAUCUAGGAAGAAAAUGCAGCACAAUGUGUUAGUAGCAGAGGUAACUCAGCAGUUGAAGGCGCGAUUCUUACCAAGUCCAGUUGUUAUUAAAAAACGUAUCGAAGGACUUAUUGAGAGAGAAUAUUUGGCACGAACACCUGAGGAUCGCAAAGUAUACACAUAUGUAGCAUAAAAUGCGUUCAGAAACUUGAUUUAUUAUUGGACUGUACUCUUCUCAUGGACUGGGAAGUUCUUUUAAAUCAUUAAAUAUUAAGACGACCAUCUCUUCUAUUAAAUUACAGUACAUGUUCUAGACCAUUCAGAUCAAGCCUUUACUCCCUUUGAGAGUUUUCAACAUCAAUUGAUUGAGCUUCAGGCUUUACAAUGUUUAUCCCUGUAGAGAUCAUCUUUACAGUUCCUCGGGAAAAUGUGAAUGUGCUGAGUUUUGUUUUCAAUACUGUAUGAAAACAGGAAAAAAUAAAACAAAAUUUAGAAAAUACA
Dama dama (fallow deer) is the source of this 1191-nucleotide messenger RNA. RefSeq names its product cullin-3-like. Gene Ontology annotation, biological process: protein ubiquitination; ubiquitin-dependent protein catabolic process. The record is from RefSeq and is a predicted model, not a curated record. The coding region runs from base 5 to 883 and encodes 292 amino acids. Gene Ontology annotation, molecular function: ubiquitin protein ligase binding. Gene Ontology annotation, cellular component: Cul3-RING ubiquitin ligase complex. The transcript has a single exon. Lineage: Eukaryota; Metazoa; Chordata; Mammalia; Artiodactyla; Cervidae.